Ctenopharyngodon idella (grass carp) is the source of this 3840-nucleotide messenger RNA. RefSeq lists its product as uncharacterized. Lineage: Eukaryota; Metazoa; Chordata; Actinopteri; Cypriniformes; Xenocyprididae. The record is from RefSeq and is a predicted model, not a curated record. Bases 123 to 1814 code for a protein of 563 amino acids. Gene Ontology annotation, cellular component: exocyst. Gene Ontology annotation, biological process: exocytosis; exocyst localization. Gene Ontology annotation, molecular function: SNARE binding. The transcript has 11 exons.
CAUACAUGUAGCUGAAUUUACUAUAGAGCACGUGUACUUCAGCUGACUUUUUCGUGGAUCUAAAUCAAACAGAUUGCAGAAUCUAAAAUCUCUUAAUAUACAGUAACAUUACACUUACAAAAAUGCUUAAACAUUUUAAAAAAAGGUUUAAGAAAAAAAACCCAGCCAAGAAUAAAGGUGAGGAGGUUCCACUUAAGGAUGAUGAGCAAAAGACUCAGCACGCAGAGACCUCCGAUGCAGGAGAACAGGAAAGCACAGCCGACUUAAGGAUUGCAUCUGAUUCAGAGGAUGAAGAAGUGAAUGGCGAUAAAGCGCUUGAUAUUCUCAGAAAGAUUCUGAGUGAAUAUUCAAACCCUGAGGACCUUGACAAGGCAGCUGAGGUGUUAAAAAGAUGGAGCAAACUGAAUGGUGUUACCAUAGACAAGAAAGAAGGCAGCUUCCCUCAAAACUGGUUCUGUGAGUAUCUUCAAGAAAUAGAUCAGUUUGUGGAAAACCUUAUUCCCACACUACCAGUAGAGGGAGCACAAGGAUCUCAGUUAGAGAAGUUACAGGUCUUUCUAAAGAACACACAGAGCAAGAUAUGCUUUGAGGUGAUUAGAUUAACACCGGUACUGGAAGAUGCUGGGCUGCUAGUUCAUCUGACUGACAGUUACAGCCGUCAUCUCUUUACCAAGUUGGACCUGCUGCUAAACAGAGAUCUGUCUGUGAAGGAGACCUUCUGCUUAAUAAUGUGGGGAAAAGAUAUUUUCUUCAGCUCAAAACUGACAGUGUACGACCCGCUGCGGUUAACAGGAUGGAUUGAGAGAACAAAGCAGAAACUGCUUUUACAACUUCAGAAUGACAUCUCUAGGACUUUAGAGAACACCCUGCACUAUGAUGAGCAACAUGGACAUAAUGAGGACUCAAUGGAUGAAGAAACGUUCAUAAGAGUUCACAUGGAUGUCAUUCAGUGCCUGAAUCAUGCUAUUUUAGAUGCUAAAAAAGGUGGUCUGACCUUGAUGCAUGCGGUACAAACACUCUGUAGUGAAGAACUGCAUGGUUUUGCUCAGAAGUAUGUGGAUACUGAGAAUAAACGUCUAAAAAAACUAAAGUUCACUGAGAAGAACUCUGUGUAUCUGUUUCGGAUCAUCAACACUUGUAUGCAACUCAGAUGUUGUGCUACACAAAUCAAUCCAGAUAAAAACAACAGCGAUGACGUCUCAAGCACUAUAAACAUGCUACAGAAACUGGAAGAUGAUGCUUUAUCCACUGUACAAAAUAUCAUGGAAAGCUUAGCACAGGACAAUUUAGGAAGUUAUUUCAAGAAAAAGAAUAUGGAUAUUGAUAUCCUGAUGGAGGCAAUCCACGAGCAGUGUUCAUCUCUGCCUGAGACCGCCUUAGAGAUCAAAAUGAUGAUUGUGAAAAUAGCUUACGACUGUGUUUCCAAAGUGUACCUGGAAUGCCUGUUGAAGACAAAUUUCAGAAAGCUAGAGAAGCUUUGGGGAAAUGCUGAGGAAAAGAUAAACGAGGAUGUUCAACGUUUUCACGAAACAUUCUCUGAACUGAAUGGCAAUGUUGCCCAGCAAAACCUGCUCCUUCAGAGAAUGAGUGAAGUUUUGCUUCACAGUGAUGUAGAUGCACUGAAGAUUACCUGUAGUGUUUUGUUUGGAGAUUUCCCAUAUGAGAGUGAGCAGUAUGUACCUGGUCUGCUGCGCUGGAAGGGGGUGUUAUCAGAGCGACAGGUGAAGGAAGUACUGGAUGCAAUCCCGGACCGGUCUCCAAAUCAUAGACCUGUUACCUGUUCUUUGAGCCUUUGUUGUUUUUGUUGUAAAUAGCUUGCUUUAAAAUAAGUGCUUCUGAACCUAUCAACAUUAUUGACUUGAAUCAGUUUUGUAAAAUUCCCCCAAGCCAACUUGCACAUCUGAAGUGUUAUUGCUGCGCAAGGAGGUCAGAUGUUGAAAAUGAUGGUUAAUAUUUUCAAGCAAAGACAUUUGGUAACACUUUAUUUUGAUGGUCCCCCAACAGACAUUCUAUUGACUUUAAGUAACUUUGCAACUAAAUGUCAGCUUAUUCUACUUACCCAAACCCUAACCCCAACCUAACAGUCUACUAAUACUGUAAUGAGUGUUAGUUGACAUGUAGUUGCAAACUUACUUAUAGUUAGAUGAAUGUAUAAAGCGAACCAUCAAAAUGUGUAACCAGACAUUAACUCUUUGUUCAGAUUUUGUGUAAUUUUUUAACUGGGUCCCCAUUAUCUGGUUGUUAGAUUUAGGUGAAGGUCAGUUAGUAAAAGAGUGUUCUCCAAACAUUGUGCUAUUUCUGCCUUCUAGCAUUCAAAUCUGAUCUAAUGUUAAUUUUGUAGCAAGGUCCUAGAUCUUUUCUUUCAUGCCUGUCUACACAUAGCACAGGUGCCAGAGCUACAGAGCUACUCCAGUGACUUUAUCUCCCAGUCUGUCUUAAAUAAUAAAGUGUUUUUUAAAAUGUAGCCAACUAUUAACUCUUUCCCCGCCAUUGACGGAAUUUUCCGGCUUUCCGUGUUUUCACUGUUAUAUGGUAGGGGGCGCUAUUAUGGGUGCUAUUAUUAUCUUCUGAAAGAGUACUAAUGCUGUCUUCAAGUGCAAUCAGAAAUUUCCUACUUCCCAGUUCUGAAGUCGUGAUUAUGAGCUUAUCGCAUUCAAAUUUCGACUUGAGAAAACUAGUAUUUACGAUACUUUCGAUAGCAUGUGAAGGCAGCAUAAAUCUCCUGAUCAAAACACAGGCAAAGAAGAAGCAGAAACAAGCAAUAACAUAUGUAAGUUUUGAUCAUCGUUCUGAAUCCGAUCUAGAUGUAUUCUUUGACAAAAACUCGAUUUUCUCAGCUUUUUACUCAAAAUGUUGCUUUUUUAUUAAACUUACCCACAUUCAAAUGUUGAUUAAAAAAAAGAACGCAUGAAGCUAGAAUAAAACUGUUUUUUAAAAAAAAAAAAAAAAAAAGCUGAGUGUCUGUUAUUUCUUUUGAUAUAUUGCAUGUACAGAUAUUCAUACAACAAAAUAUUAUGCGGGCCACUAAACUUUUGUGAAAAUGAUCAAAAAUACUGACGCUGGCUGACAAUUUUUUUCAAAAAAGCUGGCAGGGUUAAUUGAUAUAGCCUAGGCCUACUUAUUAUGUGCAGGCUGUCCACACUGGUUUCCUAGAUGCGUUUUUGAUAAUCCGAUCUGAAAGGUUCAAAGCUUAAUACAGAUGGAAAUGAGGUUAAAUAACCCUGCAAAGUCAGAAAAAUAAACGGAACAGUUUAUUGAAUAUCAUAUUUGAUACAUCAAGCUUUUAUUAGUAAGAUAGUAAGAUACAUAGGACAAUAGUAGGAUAUAUAAGAGAAUGUAAAUGUAUUCGGUUUUAUUCAGAGGCCUAAACUGAGCAAACUAUAUGCAAUUUAGUGCAGUUGCUGAUAUUAAUGUGGCCAAAAAGUAAGAUAAAAUUCUGAUAGCUUGUAAUGUAAAUCAGUAAGAUCCUUAUAACAAUGUAACAUACUACUUACAUAAAAUGCAUUUAAAUAUUUCACUCAAAACAUAUAAUACAAUGCAAUACAAUGACAAUUGAGAGAUAAACAGUCCUCAAAAGCCUGAUACAGAUGCAAAUUUGACAAUCAGGCUAUAUUUUAACUGUAUCUGUCCUACCUGCACUAAUUCCCGCCACUAGUUUGUUGUCAUGGUUUUUGAUUUGAUUCAUCAAUGUCAGCUGUGUGUCGUUAAUCACCUUUUUGCGCAUGUAUUUAAUUUCCCUUGUUUCUGUUCACCAAUGUCGGGUGUUGUCCGUGUUAUAAGUGUGUGAAGCUCUUGUUUGGAUUUACCUUUGGGUUUAUUAAAGACUGCGUUCUCUCUUCA